Penicillium cataractarum is the source of this 852-nucleotide messenger RNA. RefSeq lists its product as uncharacterized. Bases 1 to 852 code for a protein of 283 amino acids. NCBI's taxonomy places the organism in Eukaryota, Fungi, Ascomycota, Eurotiomycetes, Eurotiales, Aspergillaceae. The record is from RefSeq and is a predicted model, not a curated record. The transcript is spliced from 2 exons.
AUGUAUAUCCUUGCAAAAGCUGCUGGCGGCGAAGUUGACGAGUAUUACGAUGUUCUGGAGGCAUUUUGUGCUCAAGGUGCCGAUGGUUCGGGCUUCGUGAUAACGUUCCAGCGGCAACUUUCUGCACAAGAGCCGUGGAAUGGCGAUCCUUCAACAGACGACUAUUUCAACAACAGUUACUGUAUCACCCUCGGAUCCGAAGCGACGAUAUAUGGGGGGCUAGAGCAGGUCUCCUUUUUGGAUUCCCGUCGAUGCUGUUAUUUCUCCGAACCUGCGGCGACAGGUCUCGGUAUAGGACGAAAACUGAUCGUUGAUUUUGAGGUGGCUGAGCAACUCCUACAUCUCUUUCAACGGUUUCUCAGGCAAGCAGUGACAUGGGGAGUUCCUAGUCAGACCCCCCAACUCAACGGUUUAGCCUUCAAAGAUUCCAUUUGGAUCCCUCCAACACUCAGCCAAGGGAGACAGAUGAAGGAACUAAGGCCCCCAAUCUCAGAGGCGGUCACCUCAAACUCAUAUUUACCUCCCAAGAAGAACUGGAUCGGGAAGGCAGACGCCCUCCUGAUGAUAGGAUAUACCGAUAGCUUCCACGAUUUGGGCUGGAUUGACUCCGACAUUUGCAACUUUCUGAUCCAGUUCGAGAACGGGCGAGAAUACAUACGGGCUGAACUGAGAAUGAAGGGGCAGAGAGAGACCGACAUUCAAAAGCUCGAGGAUCUCUGUCAGGCAGAUAUGGAGGAUUUCUCGCACCUCCGACGGUCUGGGGCCAACCGAGCCCUUGAGCAAUACCGGUCCGAGCUAUAUUUGCUGCAUGAAAACAAGAGACAAAGAAGGGUCAUGUUGGAUGAAGAAUAA